This is a messenger RNA of Puntigrus tetrazona (Sumatra barb), 2018 nucleotides long. It is a transcript of the gene lysmd4, whose product is annotated as LysM, putative peptidoglycan-binding, domain containing 4. Bases 139 to 918 code for a protein of 259 amino acids. The record is from RefSeq and is a predicted model, not a curated record. The transcript is spliced from 3 exons. Lineage: Eukaryota; Metazoa; Chordata; Actinopteri; Cypriniformes; Cyprinidae.
UGUCAAUCAACAUUGGCCUUCUCGCCAAAAGCAGCAUGCUAGGUUGCUUUAUGAAGUUUCUAAAAUGACACUUGGGGAUAUUUUUGUCAACGCCAUGUAGCUGUUUUUGUUUAGAAAGAUAUUAGUCUAGUUGCAGUGAUGAGGCGAGGAGAUCCUCUCCCCCGAGCCUUUCAGGCUCCAGUGGAUGUACACGCCAGUGCGGAUGGCCAAGUGUACAUGUUCAGACACAGACAGGAUGAACCAGUGUCCUCAGAGGAUGAGGAACUCAAUGUCAUGGAGCUCCGGCCGCGAAGCAGAGACUCAUCCUCACAGGAGAGAGAAAGAGUGGGAGAAAUGCUCUUGUUGGAGCGAGACAUCUCACAUGAGGACAAUCUCAUCAAACUGGCCCUUCAGUAUGGAUGCAAGGUAGCUGACAUAAAAAGGGUCAACAACCUUUUUCAAGAGCAGGACAUGUACGCACUGAAGUCCAUCAAAAUCCCUGUAAAGAAGCAUGGCUUGCUAACCGAGGCCAACUCUGAGCUCAGGAACCCCCAGCAAAGACCCUCCAGUGAUGUAGCGUCGUCAGACAGCGCCGAAGCAAACGUCUCGGGAAGACCUCAGGUGCAGGAGUACACCAAUUACCUAAAAGAGGUGGACAGUGACAUUGAGCGUCUGAUCCAAAGCACAGACCCCUCAGAAGAGGCGUCAUCCAGCGGCUCUAGGCUAUCCAAACGAUGGGGGUGGAGGAGCCAGCGUUUGCCCAGCUACGGAGCGGACUGGGGCAUCCAGUGGUGGAACGCUGUAGUCGCUAUGUUGCUCAUUGGCAUUGUCCUGCCAAUUUUCUAUGUGGUAUAUUUUAAAACUCAAGAUAAUGGUGAAUCGGCAGUGAACAAUGGAGUGAACAACAUCACUGUGCCUACCUCAAACAGUACGGGGUGAGCCUCAGCUAACUGGACCCUGGGAAUGCAAUAGAAAAUUACCUUGAAAAAGUAAGUGUAACACUUGAAAAAGCCUGCAAUAUUCUUUGGUACUUUAAUAAACGUAGCAUCACGAGUUUACAUUAUUAUGGUACAUUCAUUUAAGUGGAUAGAUCAUCAAAAAUAAAAAAAGAACGUAUGGGUUCAAAAUACUUGUAAUAUGACACACCCGAUUUAUUUAGGAUGAAAACAAUCACGUUAUUGAAAGAAAGUAACAUGGGUGGGUGGGUAAAUGAUUGGCCUUAGUGAAGGAACAUAAAGAGACCACUUCAAUGAUUCUAGUUUAAUGGUAUGGCAGAGCGAUAUUUAAUAGUGGGAUAAAGCAAUAUUUGUAUUCAUAUUGUAUGGAUAAGAGACUUUAGGCAGGUAAUAUCAUAUAUCACAUCACUCAAAGAAAGCAACAUAGCUAUGGAGAGACGCGGGUGGGAAAAUUAUAACACAAUUUUUUGUGUGAACUAUGGCUUUAAUUUAAUUUGCGUAGCGAAGGUACAUAAAGAGACAAUUUAACAAAUGAAAUUAUGAGUUUGCAUGAUAAACUUGGCGUUGUGUCUGCUCACACUCCACACUCAGAUUGAUAAAAACUGUUUAUGGGUGCUAAUAUUUAACAGAAUAAUGAAAAUAUUAUAACAGUUUUUCUUUGUUGAGAAAAACUAAACGAAAAAAACUUUAUAAAGUCACAACUUGUUUGGUCCCGUCUUGCGAUCAUUUCAAGAAGCAUUGAUGCACAAUUACAGAAUAAUUCGAAGGAGGUAAAGCAAAAACCAGUACUUUGGGUUUGAGGUUUUGAAACUUUAUACCUGUUUGCCUGAAUGGUAUUUUGCGCUAACUCAAAUUGUAUCUGUUUCUCUGUUUUGACUUUGAGCACUACUGCCAAAUCGUUGCUUCAGUGUGGAAAGGCACUACUGUGCGAGCAGUGCCAAAGAAUGGACUUGUAUUAAAUAACUGUUUGUUCAGUCUUUAGAAGUGCAAUAAAGACAUAUUUCACAAGGAGAAGGGCUAAGCUCAUGUACAAAUGGACACAUUUUAACCUUUCGAUUGUGUUAUUAAAACAUAUCUUUUGAA